CUCUCUCUCUCUCUCUGGUAAUAACUUCCAAAUCCGAUGGUCUCCCUGCUUGUCCGUUCUCAGGUUCCAUGUUUUCUCCCUCACUCGGAUGAUAAAAACAAAGCCAACAUCGAUUUUGGGAACUAGUCCUCCUCAUUCUCUUCGAUCAGCUUAGUCCAAGCAUAGUUAAGUUAGACAAUGCUGGGGAAUGGAGCUAUCGGGAUCCUUGCCGAGUCUUGCAAUAAGUGGGAAAGAAGGGUUCCUCUAACCCCAUCACACUGUGCUCGACUUCUACACAGUGGAAGGGAACAAACUGGAGUGUCUCGCAUUAUUGUUCAGCCAUCAACAAAGCGCAUCCAUCAUGAUUCACAGUACGAGGAUGUUGGUUGUGAAAUAUCCGAAGACUUGUCAGAAUGUGGUCUCAUCCUGGGUGUCAAACAACCGAAGCUGGAUAUGAUUCUUCCUGAUAGAGCUUAUGCCUUCUUCUCCCAUACGCACAAGGCCCAGAAAGAAAACAUGCCUUUGCUAGAUAAGAUAAUAACUGAGAGGGUAUCAUUGUUCGAUUAUGAACUUAUUGUCGGUGACCAUGGAGGAAGGUUACUUGCAUUUGGAAAGUAUGCGGGUAGAGCUGGAUUAAUCGACUUCCUACGCGGGUUAGGACAGAGGUAUCUGAGUCUUGGAUAUUCAACACCUUUCCUCUCACUGGGUGCAUCUUACAUGUAUCCCUCCUUGGCUGCCGCCAAGGCUGCUGUAAUUUCAGUGGGCGAGGAAAUAGCAACUCUGGGUCUGCCAUCAGGAAUCUGUCCGCUGAUCUUCAUAUUCACUGGUUCAGGAAGUGUUUCUCUUGGUGCGCAGGAGAUAUUUAAGCUUCUGCCUCACACUUUUGUUGAUCCAUCUAAGCUUCCAGAGCUAUUUGAGGUGGCCAGCAAUGUUACUCAACCAGUACGCACAUCAAAGAGAUUUUUCCAAGUAUAUGGCUGCAUUGUGACUUGUCGAGAGAUGGUUGGUCAUAAAGAUCCGACAAAAGUAUUUGACAAAGCUGACUACUAUGCACAUCCUGAACACUACAAUCCUAUUUUCCAUGAAAAAAUAGCUCCUUAUGCGUCUGUGAUUGUCAAUUGCAUGUAUUGGGAGAAAAGAUUCCCUCGGUUGUUGACUUCCAACCAAGUUCAAGAUCUAAAGAGGAAAGGAUGCCCACUUGUUGGUGUCGCUGAUAUUACUUGUGAUAUAGGGGGCUCCAUUGAGUUUGUUAACCAAUUGACAUCAAUUGACUCACCUUUCUUCAGAUAUGAUCCUUUUCAUGAUUCAUAUCAUCUUGACAUGGAGGGUAAUGGCGUGAUAUGUUCAGCUGUUGACAUUCUUCCAACAGAGUUUGCAAAAGAGGCAUCCCAACAUUUUGGAGACAUACUAUCCCAAUUUGUCGGAAGUUUGGCUUCUGCAACAGAUAUAGCCAAGUUACCUGCACACUUAGGAAGGGCUUGCAUAGCCCAUGGAGGAGCCCUUACCUCUUUGUACGAAUAUAUUCAACGUAUGCGAAACUCUGAAACAGAAGAAAUAUCAGAAAAUACAGCAAGUUUCCAUCCUAACCAGAAGAAAUACAAUAUAUUGGUAUCCCUGAGUGGUCACUUAUUUGAUCAAUUUCUAAUAAAUGAAGCACUGGAUAUUAUUGAAGCUGCAGGUGGCUCCUUCCACUUGGUUAAAUGCCAAGUGGGUCAGAGUGCUGAUGUUAUGUCGUACUCGGAACUUGAAGUUGGAGCUGAUGACAGGGCAGUACUGGAUCAAAUUAUUGAUUCUUUAACUGCUAUAGCUAAUCCGAGUGAAAACUUUGGGCUUUCAAAUCAAGAAACAAAUAAGAUUUCACUGAAGGUUGGUAAAGUCCAGGAGAGCAGCAUUAAGAAGCGACAUGAAAUUAAAACGAAGACUGCAGUUCUUAUUCUUGGGGCUGGCCGGGUCUGUCAACCAGCUGCUAAGCUGUUGGCAACAGAUGGAAGUUUUGCAUCCUAUCAACAAUAUGAAGCAUGUCUGGAAAAUAAUUUCAUUGAGCACAAUGGUGUUGAAGUUAUUGUUGGAUCUCUCUACCUAAAGGAUGCAGAAGAGAUCAUUGAAGGCAUUCCGAAUGCAACAGCUGUUCAGCUUGACGUGAUGGAUCAUGAAAGUCUUUUUAAGUAUAUUUCACGGGUUGAAGUCGUCAUAAGUUUACUACCUACAAGUUGUCACAUUAUUGUGGCAAAUGCAUGCAUAGAGCUUAAAAAGCAUCUUGUUACUGCUAGCUAUGUUGAUGCAUCCAUGUCCAUGUUAGAAGAAAAGGCUAAGAGUGCUGGUAUUACCAUUCUGGGUGAGAUGGGUCUGGACCCUGGAAUAGAUCAUAUGAUGGCAAUGAAGAUGAUUGAUGAAGCUCAUGCUCGAAAGGGGAGAAUAAGGUCUUUUACUUCUUACUGUGGGGGACUACCUUCCCCAGCAGCUGCCAACAACCCAUUAGCAUAUAAAUUCAGUUGGAAUCCUGCAGGAGCUAUUCGAGCUGGGCAAAAUCCUGCCACCUAUAGGUCUCAUGGUGAAACUUUAAAUAUUGAUGGGGACAGUCUUUAUGAUUCAGCUGUGAGACUUCGGCUACAUGAUUUUCCGGCUUUUGCACUGGAGUGUCUUCCUAAUCGUAAUUCACUAGUUUAUGGGGAAGUGUAUGGAAUAGAACAGGAAGCAUCAACCAUAUUCCGAGGAACCCUUCGCUAUGAAGGAUUUGGUGAGAUAAUGGGGACACUAGCAAGAAUUGGUAUGUUCAGUACGGAAGCUCAUCCAAUUCUUAGGGGGGGAAAGAGAGCGACAUUCAGAACAUUUUUGCUUGAACUUCUUAAAAUUAAAAGUGAAGGUGUGGAUGGACCUUUGAUAGCAGAGAAGGACAUCACUGAAAGGAUUGUCACACUUCGAUUUUGCAAAGAUCAAGGAACUGCAGUAAAGGCAGCCAAAACUAUCAUAUUUUUGGGAUUUCACGAUCAUACAGAAAUUCCUGUUUCCUGCCAAAGUGCAUUCGAUGUUACUUGUGUUCGCAUGGAAGAGAGGUUAGCCUACUCCAGCUUAGAACAGGAUAUGGUGCUUUUGCAUCAUGAAGUGGAGGUAGAUUUCCCAGAUGACCAAAUAACCGAGAACCAUACAGCCACUUUAUUGGAAUUUGGAAGGACAGAGAAUGGAAAAACCACUUCUGCUAUGGCUCUCACUGUUGGUAUUCCAGCGGGCAUUGGUGCUUUGCUCUUACUAGAAAACAAGAUCAAGACAAGAGGCGUCUUGAGGCCUAUUGUACCUGAAGUUUAUACGCCAGCACUGGAUUUCUUACAGGCCUAUGGAUUGAAGUUAAUGGAGAAGAUCGAGUAACAGAUCAUUACCUUGACUCUCUCCUCUUUUCUGUCUUUUUUCUUUUUGUAUUUUUUUCUGAAAUCUACGUUGAUUAUCUCUUGUAUUGAUAUAGUUGUCAAACUCACGAAAAUUCAGUUCAAAAACAGAAUCAGACCAUGUUUUUAA
Messenger RNA from Juglans microcarpa x Juglans regia, 3489 nucleotides. Its product is annotated as alpha-aminoadipic semialdehyde synthase. Gene Ontology annotation, molecular function: saccharopine dehydrogenase activity. NCBI's taxonomy places the organism in Eukaryota, Viridiplantae, Streptophyta, Magnoliopsida, Fagales, Juglandaceae. The transcript is spliced from 25 exons. Bases 178 to 3342 code for a protein of 1054 amino acids. The record is from RefSeq and is a predicted model, not a curated record. Gene Ontology annotation, cellular component: cytoplasm.